CCAGUGUUGGAAGACAGGACACUGGCCUAGAUGGACCAUUGAUAUGACCCAGUCUGGCUGUUCAUAUGUUACCCACAAGGCUGUGCCUGGCUUUAAUAGCCCACUCUUCAGUCUAAGGACUUGGCUGCAUGAGAGAGUUAUAGCAGUAUAAGAUAAAGUAUGAAUUUAGAUUGUAGCUGUACUGGUAUAACCCCGAUGUGGACACUCUUAUUCUGGUAUGAGAGGGCCUUUUGACAAGUUAGCUUAUGCCCAUUGGGAAGGGUUGAAGUUAAACCAAAAAAUCCCCCCAUUUAUUCCAGAAUAAAUAGGUCCACGUUUGAAGCUACACCAGUAUAAUUAUAUCAGUAUCAGGGCUUCAGAGCAGAGCUGGACCACGGAGCAGCUCUCGAGCAGUGGAGCUGCAGGUUUUUUUCCUGGAGUUAGAGCGGAGCUGGAGCACAGCUCCAAAGCCCUGAUCAGUUUACCGGGUAAAACUUUCCCAUGUAGACAAACCCUAAGCCUCUGAGCAUGUUAAAACAAGUGGAUUAAUCCUCAUAACCACCUAUUAGUAUUUAGGUCCCUCAUCUUAAUUUACAGGGGAAACUGAGGAACAGAGAGGCAACAAGAGGGUAAGGUCAUGCAGAGCUUGGACUAAAAUCCAGGUCUCCUGACUCCCAGGCCCAUGAUUUAAGCUUCAAGACCAGCCUUUCCAUUACUCAGCAUGGGACAAGACAGCAGCUUUGCAGAGCUCAGCAGACCUAAAAAAAAUCAACAAGCAGUGAAUGAAAUAAAAAACCAGGGAGUGUUCUCCAGUGGCUAGAACAGGGAGAUGGGCAGGGUCAGGACUUUAGGUUCUGUUUUGACUGUCAUUGGCUCAUUGCAUGACUUUAAGCAAUCAGAGAUAAUCAGAGACCAUUCAGCGGGCCAGGAGUUGUGACGCUAAAGUCACGUGGGCUGGUUCCUGCAGCUACAGGGUUAGCAGGAUUUGAGAUGAUGUGUGGGGAAGCGAAGGAUCCUGACAGUUGAUGGGUGGGGGGUGUAACACUUCAAUUCUUCUGCUCCUCUCCCCAUUUCUGUCCUGUGCAGGCAUUUGAGGAGAAACAUCUCGCCUCCUUUGACCCAAUUAAGCAGUUUGCCAUGUGGUUUGAAGAGGCCAUGCGGUGCCCCUCAAUCGGCGAAGCCAAUGCUAUGUGCCUGGCCACCUGUACCAGGGAUGGGAGGCCCUCUGCCCGCAUGGUGCUCCUGAAGGGGUUUAGCCAGGAUGGCUUUCGAUUCUUCACUAACCACGAGAGCCGGAAAGGAAAGGAGCUGGACUCCAAUCCUUUUGCCUCAAUCGUCUUUUACUGGGAGCCCCUUAAUCGCCAGGUGCGUAUCGAGGGCUCUGUGGAGAGACUUCCAGAGGAGGAAUCGGAGCACUACUUCCACUCCCGGCCCCGAAGCAGCCAGAUCGGGGCCGUCGUGAGUCACCAGAGCACAGUGAUUCCUGACAGGGAGUAUUUAAGGAAGAAGAACACAGAGCUGGAAGAGCUGUACCGGGAGGGCACCGUGCCAAAGCCUGCGUACUGGGGGGGAUACAUUCUGAAACCAGAUGUUGUGGAGUUCUGGCAGGGCCAAACCAACCGCUUACAUGACCGCAUCGUCUUCCGGCACCUCCGGGACGCCACUGCCCCCACGGGACUCAUGACACACAAGGGAGAGGGGAACUGGGUGUAUGAGAGGCUUGCCCCUUGAAGGCCAAGAGCGAGAUCAUUUCACACAGGGACCUGGGAUAUUUUCAAUACCUUUUUGCCCCUCACCCCCUUACCCAGAAGCGAUGGAGGAUGAGGUAUGGCCCCCUUGCUCCUGCACUUCACAGGGCAACUAUCUUAACUUUUACAAAACCAGGCAAUAUUUGAGGGUGCUCAGAGGUGCCAGAUUGGCAGCCCUGGAGACUGAAGCCCUCCAUCUAUCCCAGUGGGAGCUUCCCCUGCCAAGGUGUGUCUGCCCUGACGUAAAGGGGCAACUCUGGGCCUGGCGUCAGUUCAGUCUCCAUAGCUCAUCUGAUCCUUGGCACCUCUGCUGAGUCUGCCGAUGAAGCAUGUGUCUGUGGGGGCAGUUAGUGCCAACUGUGUCAGGUGGAUGCUGCUUCACAGGGAAUUGGGCUGAGACCUGCCAAACUCAUUUCACAGAGAGGCCAUUGGCUAGUGAUUCUCCAGACCUCUUGUUGAUUAUCUGGGCCGUCUACCAGGGGGGUGGCUGAAAGAAAACCACAGGCAGGCUGGCUCUUCUGGACAGCCUCUCUGUCAGUGCUUCCUGCCUGAGGGCCCUCCAUGUUUUAACCUGCCAGUCCUCAAGCCCCAACGUGACGUGGGGAGCAGACAUGUUGUGUGCUCGUUAACUGUAAUCGGGUGUUUAAUUUUGUCCAUUGCUGCUUUGAGUGCAAUAACGUAACCGAUUCUGGAGACGGAUGGAGCAGUCAUGUUGUUCGUAAUGUCUAUGUGAUCUGUAUAAUCUGUGUAUAAGGAUGUUCUCCUGCCAGACUCCAGCCUGAGGGCUGUGCCUCUGGGCUUGGAGCUGCUUUUAUCAGUGCUGGUGUAUAAAGUCUCCCUAAAUAUAUAAACUCACAAAUAAAGUCCAAGCUGACAAGUGGAGCUGGAAGGGGAUUUGGUUUACUA
Chelonoidis abingdonii (Abingdon island giant tortoise) is the source of this 2633-nucleotide messenger RNA. It is a transcript of the gene PNPO, whose product is annotated as pyridoxamine 5'-phosphate oxidase. Gene Ontology annotation, biological process: pyridoxine biosynthetic process; pyridoxal 5'-phosphate biosynthetic process. Gene Ontology annotation, molecular function: pyridoxamine phosphate oxidase activity; FMN binding. Lineage: Eukaryota; Metazoa; Chordata; Testudines; Testudinidae. The record is from RefSeq and is a predicted model, not a curated record.